Rosa chinensis is the source of this 669-nucleotide messenger RNA. RefSeq lists its product as uncharacterized. The transcript has a single exon. The coding region runs from base 1 to 669 and encodes 222 amino acids. The record is from RefSeq and is a predicted model, not a curated record. NCBI's taxonomy places the organism in Eukaryota, Viridiplantae, Streptophyta, Magnoliopsida, Rosales, Rosaceae.
AUGGUGAAUUACCAGAAAAGUAGCAUUGCUUUUAGCAAAAAUGUGCCUAGGCAUGAACAAAAUGAUCUUGCAGGAGUACUUAAUGUUGUUAGAGUCGACAAGCACGAUAAAUAUUUGGGACUCCCAAUCGAGAUCAGUUAUUCUAAAACAGAGGCAUUCAACUUUUUGAAUGAACGUAUUAAGAAGAGAACUAGAGGUUGGAGAGAGAAGACUUUGAGCGCUGCUGGUAAAGAGAUUCUCAUCAAGGCGGUAGCUCAGUCCAUUCCAACUUAUGUAAUGAGCUGCUUUGAAGUCCCUAUUCACCUAUGUAAUGAGAUGCACAGUCUUAUGGCUAAGUUCUGGUGGGGUUCAACGGAAGAAGACAAGAAGAUUCACUGGCUAGCGUGGGAGAAAUUGUGCUUGCCGAAAGCAGAGGGGGGCCUGGGUUUCAGAAACAUGCAUCAGUUCAACCUUGCCCUUCUUGCCAAGCAAGGUUGGAGGUUAAUACAAAACCCACAGUCUUUGGUGGCGAGGCUCUUCAAAGCUAAAUAUUACCCGGAUUCGGAUUUUAUGCAUGCCUCUCUCCGGGGUGAUGUUUCGUUUGCAUGGCGCAGCAUUAUGAAGGGCCAGGAUGUUUUACGUCGAGGUUUGAGGUUCAAGGUUGGCAGCGGCAGCUCGAUAAAAAUCUAG